This is a messenger RNA of Lampris incognitus (smalleye Pacific opah), 4279 nucleotides long. RefSeq names its product Cdk5 and Abl enzyme substrate 1 (gene cables1). NCBI's taxonomy places the organism in Eukaryota, Metazoa, Chordata, Actinopteri, Lampriformes, Lampridae. The record is from RefSeq and is a predicted model, not a curated record. Gene Ontology annotation, biological process: nervous system development; regulation of cell cycle. The coding region runs from base 274 to 1902 and encodes 542 amino acids. The transcript is spliced from 10 exons. Gene Ontology annotation, cellular component: cytosol.
GGAGGAGGAGGAGGAGGAGGAGGAGGGAAGAGGGGGGGCACACAGCAAGGCAGGAAAAGAAAAAACACACGUAUCCCUGUGAGCCCAUUGGUCCGCUGGUUUUUUUUCCCUUGCGCUGCCACAAUACUGCACACACGUGACCUGCCUGUUUUCAGCCAGUUUUAACGCAUGUAGUUAGUCCCAAAGACAGGACACUGGCGUCCGCCGCACACAGGCACGGCUGAAGCACGGUCCCAGGUGAACCGAGGGGAAACGCUGGUCGGAGGGUGGACCAUGGCGGCUGCCACAAGCAGCAACACAUCCAGCAGCACGCUGCAGAUCAAGCACUCCGGCAUCGAGCAUACGCGGAAACGCAUAGAUCCGAGGAGGAGGCAAGCGGCGCUGUCGUUUCUCAGCAAUAUCUCCCUGGACGGGCGGCCGGUACAAGACGAUGCGGACAACCAGACCGAGGAGGACCACCACUGCGUUGAGGCCGGGGCUAGACACAGCCUGCUGUCCCCGGAGCGCUCCGUGCAGACGGCUGCCGGCAGCGCGGCCGCCCAGACCCUGGCUGCUGCACACCAGGCUCUCCUGGCUCACCCCCGGGCUGCUUUCGGGACGGCUUCCUCUGCCACAGCUGCCCCGGCCGGGACGGGGACGGAGCUGGAGCCGGAUGCGUUCGGGCCCUCGAUAUUCAGCUCCCCCUUCUCUGCGGUUCCAGCCGCGACGAGAGGAAGGCUGCAGACCUACACUCAGGGAAUCCUACCUGCCCCCUAUUCCAGACAAGCCCCCCAGAACUACUGCAGUCUGGAGGCUGGACAGAUAGCCAACUCUGCCAUAGAGCUGCAGAGGUCAAGACGUAGACUCAUCUCUCAGCGUUCCUCGUUGGAGACUUUAGAGGACAUUGAGGAGAACGCUCCUCUGCGCAGAUGUCGAACCCUAUCGGGUUCACCCCGACCAAAGAGCUUCAAGAAGGUCCACUUCAUAAAGAAUAUGAGGCAACAUGAUAUGCGCAAUGGAAGGAUAGUCCUUAUCAGUGGCAGAAGAUCCUUCUAUAGUGUAUUUUCUGUGCUGCCCUAUCGAGAUUGUAGCCAAGCAGGGGAUGUGAAGCUGGAUGGCGGGCGUCAGCGGCAUCCCUCGGGCGGUGUCAGUGCCAAGGAGAUGGUGAUUGGGCUGGAGGGAGUGGAGCUUGGAGCUGAUGGAAAGACAGUGUCCUACACUCAGUUCCUAUACCCCACCAACGUCCUGGGCGGUCGGAGGAACACCAUCGACUCCACGUCGUCCUUCUCCCAGUCUCGAAACACCAGCCACCGCAGCCUCAGCCUGGGCCGCGCCAACAGCAACCAGAGCAGCAUAGACACAGGCAAUGAUCUGGUGGACUUUCGUGACUACGACCCCAAUCUGCUGGAUGACCCCCAGUGGCCUUGUGGAAAGCACAAGAGAGUCCUCAUCUUUCCCUCCUACAUGACUACCGUCAUUGAGUACGUCAAACCCUCUGACCUCAAGAAGGACAUGAACGAGACCUUCAAGGAGAAGUUCCCCCACAUACGGCUGACGCUCAGCAAAAUUAGGAGUUUGAAGAGGGAAAUAAAAAAGCUGGCCCAGGAGGAGUGUGGCUACGAGGAGCCCACGGUGGCCAUGGCCUUUGUCUAUUUCGAGAAGCUCGUUCUCCAGGGCAAGCUCAACAAGCAGAACCGCAAGCUCUGUGCUGGUGCCUGUGUCCUCCUGGCCGCCAAGAUCGGAGGAGACCUCAAGAAACACGAGGUCAAGCUACUUAUUGACAAACUGGAGGAGAGGUUCAGAGUUAAUCGCAGGGAGCUGAUCGCCUUUGAGUUCCCUGUUCUGGUGGCGCUGGAGUUCAACCUGCACCUCCCAGAACACGAGAUUAUGCCCCAUUACAGACGCCUGCUGCAGACCUCCUAGCAUUGGUGACCCAUCAGGAGGACUACCGCCAGGUUCUCCUCCUGAUCUGCGGGGCAGGCGUGCGUCACCAUCACCAUCUUUCCAUACCCCCCCCCCCCGCCCCCACCACCACCACCACCACCACAUACACACUCACACACACACCUUUUAUAUGAGUGCUUCAAGGUACGGCUGGUCGACACCGAACUGCACCAACUCAUUACGACAGGCAACACUCACCUUCCUCUCAAGAGACUUGAAAUCAGCCAAAGUGACGCACAUUUCUUGACGAAAUUUUGCAUUCUUCAUCACUACACUUUUUGACGGACUUGUAAAACGGAAAAAAAAUGAUCCCGCCUUCAGCGAACGAUUUGAUUGUUUUUCCAAUUUGCCUCUCCUCAUCCUUACUUUAAGCUAGUUGAAGGAUCUUGUCAAUUAUGGUUAAGAGGGGUUUAUAAAAAGGAUUUCUUAACUUUUUAUUUUUUUUAUUUUUAAGUAAGCAAAUAAUGAUUGUAAGGUUGUUUUUUUUUUGUUUUUAAUCAUCUUUUUCAUUCUUUGUUUUCGUAAACUUUGGCAUGAUUUGGUUGCCUUCUGACUUGGAUCUGGCUGGACUGUUAUUUUUCACAGGGACUUUUUCCUUUUAAGGGAGUUGUCAGGUUCCCCCUCACUAAAAGUGCACUUUUCAAAUAUUGCAAGAGAUGAGAUGGAGGACAAUUUUCAGACUUUCAGCGGGAUUUUGAAAUAUACCUGAAAAGUAAGCUGGGUUCUUAAGCACUACAUACAUUUCUGUUUGAAUGGACAUUUUAUUGACCCCCCCCCCAUCCCCCAUCACUGAUUUACCAUUUUCUAGCACCCCUACCACAUGGAUAGAGAUGAUAGUUUUUUUUUCUUUAUAUAAAAGUACUUGCAGACCUGUUAGGGUUGCCUAUAGUCAUUACAGAUCAAAUAUUCCACUUGUUUUCUACCUGUUAAUGCUUGCCAUGGACCUGUGGGGAUCAGAGCCACUCUCAGCAGUGUGUUAUUUACCGUGCUCUAUGUUAGAGUGUAUCGCUAGCACGUUUACAGUGCUAAACUGGGGGCCGGGAGGGCCGCAUCAACUUUUAUUUGUAUAGCCCUGGAUCACAAUUACAGUCUCAGAGGGCUUUACAUUCACACAGUGUAAAAGAGGUACAUUCAAGUAACUGUCUAUCCUUAGACCCUCGACACGGAGGGUCGUUGGAGAGAAAUGUUCACAGGUGCAGAGUUGCCGUUAACCAAUGAUCGAGCCCCCCCCCCUUUUUUUUUCUCCCCAAUUGUAUCCGGCCAAUUACCCCACUCUUCUGAGCCGUCCUGGUCGCUGCUCCACCCCCUCUGCUGAUCCUGGGGAGGGCUGCAGACUACCACAUGCCUCCUCCGAUACAUGUGAAGUCCCCAGCCACUUCUUUUCACCUGACAAUGAGGAGUUCGACCAGGGGGACGUAGCGCGUGGGAGGAUCAUGCUGUUCCCCCCAGUUCCCCCUUGCCCCUGAACAGGCGCCCCGACCGACCAGAGGAGACGCUAGUGCAGUGACCAGGACACAUACCCACAUCCGGCUUCCCACCCGCACACACAGCCAAUUAUGUCUGUAGGGAUGCCCGACCAAGCCGGAGGUAACACGGGGAUUCGAACCUGUGAUCCCCGUGUUGGUAGGCAACGGAACAGACCGCUACGCCACCCGGAUGCAUGAUUGAGCUUUUUUACCGCAGCGGAGACGGCACAGAGGCUAGAUGGUCCCGCCUUCAACUGGAGGCCCCCGGGUGUUAAGUCCCCAUGUGGGCAAGCCAUCCUGCCCUGCCGAAGUGUCCUUGAGCAAGACACUUGAGCUGAGCCCUGCACGCUUGAGGUCCCAAUGAAAGGGGACGAGCAGAGAAACACACAUUUUGAGUAUGACUUGAAUCAACAUCGCAAAUUUUGAAAUCAAAUGCGUUUCUGAAUAAAAAAUGACAGCUGUAAUGAAUGAAUUGAAAAAUAAUUUUCCGUGACAUUGUUACCAUGUGUAUGACGCAACUUAAUUUCUUUUUUCCUUUGUAUUCACUUGACUGAAAAGAAAAAGUCAUUGGGUUGGAUUAUGUAGCUUCACACAGAACCAUAAAGUGUUGAAAGGCCACCGAAUCAGGUAACAUUGGGCCUACUUGAAAUUUGAUAUUCAAUGCUGCUUUAAAAGGUCUGGAUAGUAUUUGAAUUAAAGAGAUUGGUAGACGUAACCAAACGUAAGGCGAGGAAAUGAAUAAUGCUGAUUUUAAAGUGAAAUGUUGUUGAGCUAAGUUUUGUUGUAAGCCCAAAGAUUUUACUCUUAAGGAUACACACUGAAGACUUUGUGACACAGACGAUGGGCCACACUUACUGCAGGUGUGUACAUAUGUAAAUAAACUGCUUUGC